UUUUCUUCUACGUCAAUCUCAAUUUCUCACCUCAUUUUAUUAUUAAGUCGUUUUUUGUUGUUUUUUGUAUUAAUUUCUAUUAUAAAACUAUGACUCGCUUUUUCAUUUGGAAUUGUCAGCUUCCGCGAAUUCCCAGUGCCUGGAGAGAACGUCUGCGCGAUUUCGGCACAUACGCCUCUGGAGCACUCUUUACUAUCGGUUGGUGGUUCUUUAUCGACGGGCUAAUACUUUCUCGCGCAGAGUCCUCCAGCGUAACCUUUGGGUUCGAGGACUGGAUCCCUGGUAUUCUGUGCACAUUGGGUAUGAUAGUAACCAACUCCAUUGACCUCUCCCUCCUGCGCGACGACAGUUUCGGCUACGGUGGUGGUAGUUCAUUGGCGGGCAAGGCCAAGUUGACCUUGUUUAUCGGAAUUGCACUUUUGGCCGGUGGUGUCGCUGGGUCAUUGACGAUUUUGGUUAUAAAGUAUAUUGUUCCACAGGUGGAUUCCGCAACUAUGUAUGUGGGGGCUACCGGUGUUUUACAGGCUUUUGGUGUAUUGUUGGCGUCUGUGGUACUGUGGUUUGUGCAUAAUUCGGAGUAUGAUAGUCAGUAUAAUUUUGUGCUGAAUUGAUUUAGGAAUCAAUAAAGGUGGCUUUUUCUUUCUUUAUGUUAUUUUAUUUUUAAUAUAUUGUGAACCGUUUUUUGAAGUGUGAAA
Messenger RNA from Kickxella alabastrina, 695 nucleotides. RefSeq lists its product as uncharacterized. The record is from RefSeq and is a predicted model, not a curated record. The transcript is spliced from 2 exons. NCBI's taxonomy places the organism in Eukaryota, Fungi, Kickxellomycota, Kickxellomycetes, Kickxellales, Kickxellaceae. Bases 90 to 611 code for a protein of 173 amino acids. Gene Ontology annotation, cellular component: fungal-type vacuole membrane; Vps55/Vps68 complex. Gene Ontology annotation, biological process: protein targeting to vacuole; late endosome to vacuole transport via multivesicular body sorting pathway.